Nezara viridula (southern green stink bug) is the source of this 365-nucleotide messenger RNA. The record is from the annotation of a GenBank genome assembly. Lineage: Eukaryota; Metazoa; Arthropoda; Insecta; Hemiptera; Pentatomidae.
AUGCAAAUGAGGAAAAUACCGAGGACCAAAUCGGAGGUAGGUCAAGACCGGAUUAGGACCUGCGGUGGCUGGCUGCGGCCACCUUCCGGACAGGGGAUUACCACUGUUGGGACUCCUAGCCGAUUUAUGCCUGUAUUCAUCGAACCACCCUUGACGAUGAGGAAUACCGAAAGUGAUGAUCGGGGAAGCUUUUCGACCGGAGGCAGCGAGGGUGAAAGAGAUACAAAGCUCAAGUAUGUCAACACCUUCACGCUUCACGGGCUAUUUUUCCCUCCAUUGAAAGACACGCACACAUUCCCUCCUCCUCCAAGAGAGGUUUUUUUCCCCUCUUUGCUGAAUGGCGGGUGAAAUACAAUGGCCUUCCG